GACAAGGCCGUCCCGCAAUCAUGGCCUCACCACCGCACAGCGCGCGCUCGCCGCCCGGGUCCUCGUCAGCACCAGCUUCUCAGAAGAGACCAGGCGGCCUUUCCCUCGCGCUCCCGAAGUCGCGCAAACCGUCGCUAGCACCCUCGACAGGCUCCGCUCACCCUCUACGUCAGACCUCCUUCCCGCCUACAGCAGAAGACGAAAAGCAUCUCCGCUUCUCCCCCGGCGAGGAUGAUCUCGACGAUGGCGAUCUCGACUCGGAAAUCAACAGCGCGAUUAGUGGUCCCGCUGAUGGAAGUCUGAAGCGCAAACGUGGGGAGAAGCGGACGCGUGGAAGACCGGGCAUGAAAGGUCUUAACUCACGCAAAGGAAGCGUUUCGUUAAUUGGUGGGGAAGAUGGGCGAAAGAAGGGCGCGAGAAGUACGGCUGGUGCGCCUUCGGUCGUCACUGGUGGAGGUUCACAACCGGACGCAGAAGACUCAGACGAUGAUCAUGAAGAUAACGAUGGUCUGGGAGCGCGAGGCGAAGCUUUCACGAUGGAUCCUGCGGAACUGGAUCGCGAUAAUCAGCGGAGGUAUUUGUUCCGAGAGGCGGUGCCGACGGAACAUCAAGAGAGGUAUGAUACGUAUAAUAAGGUGAAGCUGCGGACGGCGGAUGUGAGGAGGUUGGUCAACGCGACGCUGAGUCAGAGUGUGCCGCAGAAUGUGGUGACGGUGGUGGGCGCUUAUACGAAGAUGUUUGCGGGCAUGUUGAUUGAGAGCGCGAGGGAGGUGCAGGCUGAGUGGAUGGCGGUGCAGCCUUUGAGGCCAGAUGGAGAACCGCAGCAGGCGUAUAAGAGGCUGAAGUUGAUGACUGGGAGGGAGGAAUUGGAGGAAUCUGAUAAGGCGGCGCAUGACGAAGAGAGGCAGGCUUCGAGUGCGCCGGAGAAGGCAAAGGCUGAAGACGAUGAGAUGGAUGUUGAGGCGAGCAGGGGACUUAAGAAGGAACCGACCUCGCCCACUAGCAAGGUGGCCGACAUACCAGAGGCUACUCCGUCCGCUUCUCAGCCCAACGGUCUGCCGAACGGGACGCAAACGACCGAAGCUAUGAGCACACCAGAGAAGCACAAGAAGAAGGACGACGCGGAUGAAGACGAGCUUCCAGAUGACUUCGCCAACGUUCAGCCGGGCGCUUGGGGACUAUCGCGGGCUGUUGAAGAAUGUGAUCGCGGACCUCUCCAGCCAGACCAUUUCCGAGAAGCGCUUCGGAGAUAUAAGAAAGCUAGAAAUGGUGGGACAGUGGGCUUCACGGGCAUAAGUUUGUACGGGAUGGAGAACCGGGAUGUUGCGGCUAGUCGGAUGGGAGGGAGAAAGCUAUUCAGAUAGAUGCUCACAGUCAGAGUGAGGGAGCUGUGGCACUUGGGACGAACAGAACCAGUAGCUGGAUCAGCGGCAUGGAACAUUGUACAAGACA
Molecule: messenger RNA, 1452 nt
Organism: Cercospora beticola
Lineage: Eukaryota; Fungi; Ascomycota; Dothideomycetes; Mycosphaerellales; Mycosphaerellaceae
Gene: TAF11
Product: TATA-binding protein-associated factor TAF11
Biological process (GO): transcription initiation at RNA polymerase II promoter; RNA polymerase II preinitiation complex assembly
Cellular component (GO): transcription factor TFIID complex; nucleus
Molecular function (GO): transcription coactivator activity; protein heterodimerization activity
Source: RefSeq, a predicted model, not a curated record